AUUCGUCAAAACUUCCAUAAAGUAAAUAACGUUUUCACAUUCUGAGUAUUUCCACUUCCUAGCUUCUUUUAGUUCGCAGUUUCUAUAAUAUGGAAUAAAAAAGUACUGUAUAAUAAUAAGAAGAAGAAGAAGAAAAAGAAGAAACACAAGAAAAAUUAAGUUGUACAAUCUGUGAAACAAACUUUUCGUAUGUAUUACGAUUUUAUACCAUUAAUAAAAAAUGUUUCUCCAACCAUCGAAUAAUAGGAUCGUUGGAGGCGCAUAUAUAAACAUAACGUUCGUUCCAUACAUGCUCUCGCUCAUGUUGGGAGGCCAACACAUAUGUGGUAGUGGUAUUCUUAACGAGAAUUUCGCUAUAACGGCAGCACAUUGUGCCCAAGUAGUUGCUAGACGUAUAAAUGAUUCCACAGUUCGUAGCGGAUCCUCUUUUAGAGACAAAGGUGGUGUCAUUCACAAUGUAGUAAAAGUAAUUAACCAUAAAAAGUUUGAUCCGAAUACAAACAAUUAUGAUAUCGCGAUUCUAAAGAUACACCCACCUUUUAAAUAUGAUAAUACUACUCAGCCAUUAAAGAUACCGUUUAAUGAAUCGACUUCUAGUGAUUUUGGCUUUGUAGCUGGUUGGGGAUACUUUUUGAACUUUGAUCCGGUUCUCUCCGAAGAAUUGCAAUACGUUAUACUACCAAAGGUAUCGAAAAAAAAAUGUAAAAAAGAUUAUUCAGGUAGCUUUGACAUAACUGAAACUCAAGUAUGUUAUGGAUUGAAUGAGGGAGGACAUGACGCUUGUAAAGGUGACUCAGGUGGACCAAUGGUCAAUAUGGAUAAUGUUUUAAUCGCUGUGACAUCGUGGGGUGAUGGAUGUGCACGCCCAAAUCAGCCGGGUGUUUAUACCGAUGCUAUUCUACUUCGUGAUUGGAUAAAAAAUAACAUUGGAAAACAUUAAGACCGAAAUUAAUAUGACGACAAUGUUACGAAAUACGAUUAUUUAUUUCGAUAAUGUUAAACAAUAUAUUUAUUGAUACACAUA
Molecule: messenger RNA, 1024 nt
Organism: Polistes dominula (European paper wasp)
Lineage: Eukaryota; Metazoa; Arthropoda; Insecta; Hymenoptera; Vespidae
Product: trypsin-4
Biological process (GO): proteolysis
Molecular function (GO): serine-type endopeptidase activity
Source: RefSeq, a predicted model, not a curated record